Eleginops maclovinus (Patagonian blennie) is the source of this 2026-nucleotide messenger RNA. It is a transcript of the gene mkrn2, whose product is annotated as makorin, ring finger protein, 2. Lineage: Eukaryota; Metazoa; Chordata; Actinopteri; Perciformes; Eleginopidae. Gene Ontology annotation, biological process: protein polyubiquitination. The coding region runs from base 296 to 1489 and encodes 397 amino acids. The record is from RefSeq and is a predicted model, not a curated record. The transcript has 10 exons. Gene Ontology annotation, molecular function: metal ion binding; ubiquitin protein ligase activity.
GUUUAGAGGAAACAGGUGAUCGGACAUGAAGACAAACAGAGACACACUGAACAAACAAUAUGGGGAGGGGGUUGUUCAAUCUCAAGAACCUAUUAGUUUUGACGAGGAUACAAAUAAAGCCUUACGCUUUCCCCCGAUCGCUGCUCCACACUCCGGUACAGCAGGAGGCGGUGAAGCACCGGGACCGUUAAGGCCGGCCGUCAUUAAACCAAAAGGAGGAGGAAGGUCAGUCGGACCAGUUAGAGCGCAACACCGCUGCAGCCGUUAGCAUCCGAAGCUAAGAGCGAGGAGGAAGAUGAGCACCAAACAGGUGACCUGCAGGUAUUUCCUGCAUGGCGUGUGCAGAGAGGGCAGCCGCUGCCUGUUCUCCCAUGACCCCAACACCAGCAAACCCUCCACCAUCUGCAAGUUCUACCAGAGGGGGGUCUGCGCCUACGGGGAGCGCUGCAGGUAUGACCACAUCAAAUCGUCCAGAGUGGGAGGGGCUCCAGAGGAGCCACCAGGUGUGGGAGGAGCUGGGGGCGGGGCUUCAGUCGGAGUGGGAAGGAAGCCACUGGUGCUCAGAGACAGAGUGCUGGCUGUAGACAGUAUGUAUGGGGGUCCAGCAGACAGAGGGGGGUCAGAGGUAACAGCACCCCCCCACUCGUAUGUGGCAGCCAUCAGGACGGGUCUGGAGGCUUCAGCCGAGGAACCAGCCAUCCCCCCAGUGGGCGGGGCUUACCACGACCCCCGCCAGCUGUGUCCCUACGCCGCCGCGGGACACUGUUACUAUGGAGACAGCUGCACGUACCUGCAUGGCGACCUGUGUGAGGUGUGCAGGCUGCAGGUGCUGCACCCCCACGACCCCGAGCAGAGGAGAGCGCACGAGAAGGUAUGUCUGCUGAACUUUGAGGCUGACAUGGAGAAGGCGUUUGCAGCCCAGCUGAGUCAGGACAAGGUGUGCUCCAUCUGCAUGGAGCUGGUGGUGCAGAAGCUGAACCCGUGUGAGCGGAGGUUUGGCAUCCUGUCGUCCUGCUGCCACACUUUCUGUCUGAGCUGCAUCCGUCAGUGGCGCUGCACCCGCAGCUUCAGCAACAGCAUCAUCAAGUCGUGUCCUGAGUGCCGUGUGGUCUCGGAGUUUGUGAUCCCCUCUGUGUUCUGGGUGGAGGAUCAGGAGGAGAAGGAUCACCUGAUCGAGCUCUUUAAGUCUGGAGUCAGUAAGAAGUCCUGUAAGUACUUCGACCAGGGUCGGGGGUGCUGUCCCUUCGGGGGGAAGUGUCUGUACCUGCAUGCCUUCCCCGACGGCACCCGGGCCGAGCCGGACCGACCCCGCAAACAGCUGGGCUCCGAGGGCAGCGUGCGGUUCAUGAACAGCGUCCGUCUGUGGGACUUCAUCGAGGAGCGCGAGCAGCGAGACCCCCCCGACAUCUCCGAGCUGAGGGACCUGUUCAUGCAGAUGUCUGGGCCAGGAAGGGAGUCCGAGGAACCCCCUCCCUCUGUAACACACUGAGGACCCUCCCCACCCGUAACACACUGAGGACCCUCCCCACCCGUAACACACUGAGGACGACCCCAUCGUAACACUAUAAGGACCCCCACCCCCCCCCGUAACACACUGAAAACAUGGAUUCUUGGGAAAUAAAUCAGGGUAAAGAUAAAUGCUGAACGAUGAGUCUGAGGAGCCGUUUUUAUUUAUUGUGUAAAUAAUAAAUCCAGUUUGUUCUUUCUCAGAAACUCUUUAUUAAAACUCUGAAAGCAAUCAACGUAGAUCUCCUCCACAGUAAUAACGCGUGUGUUAUAGCCUGAAACUCUGGGACCGUACCAACAUUAAAUACCAUGUGUGUAUUCCUCUCAUCUGCAUUAUUAAAAAUACGUUUUAAAGUCCUAAACAUUUCUGGACAUUCGAUCAUACAUCACAACACAACAGCCUUUAAAGACGAUGGUGUGUAGUGUCUUUAAAGGGAAGGUAAACUUGUGCCACCGUGGCAAAAGUGUGAAUUCAGGGUUUUCAGAAUAAAGUCAGAUUUUUGACGUCUUCAGAAAAAAA